Artibeus jamaicensis (Jamaican fruit-eating bat) is the source of this 3801-nucleotide messenger RNA. RefSeq names its product AVL9 cell migration associated (gene AVL9). The transcript is spliced from 16 exons. The record is from RefSeq and is a predicted model, not a curated record. Bases 220 to 2163 code for a protein of 647 amino acids. Gene Ontology annotation, cellular component: cytoplasm. NCBI's taxonomy places the organism in Eukaryota, Metazoa, Chordata, Mammalia, Chiroptera, Phyllostomidae.
GCAGCCGACGCGGCUGAGCGGAGCGCGGCUGCAGCCCGGGGGGCGGGGCGGAGCUGUGGGAGCCUCGGCCUCCUCCAGGCCCCCUGCGUGGCUCUCAUGCGGCGCCCUGGUUGACACCUCAAGUCCGCCGAUCCCCGUCCUCCCGGGGACCACCGACCAGCCCUGCCCGCCGCCCUUGGCGGUUGACGUCGUGGUGGUGCGGGCCCGCGGUGGCUGCCCAUGGAGAAGGUCGGGCGGGGCUGCCAGGGUGCCCCGCGGGGGCCAGUACUGCACAUCGUGGUGGUCGGUUUUCAUCACAAGAAGGGCUGCCAGGUGGAGUUCUCUUACCCGCCCCUGAUUGCAGGAGAGGGGCACGACAGCCACACUGUACCUGAAGAGUGGAAGUACUUGCCCUUCCUUGCCUUACCGGAUGGCGCCCACAACUACCAGGAAGAUACUGUGUUUUUUCACUUACCACCCAGAAAUGGAAAUGGGGCCACUGUGUAUGGUAUCUCUUGCUAUCGGCAAAUUGAAGCCAAGGCUUUGAAAGUACGGCAAGCAGAUGUCACCAGAGAGACCGUGCAAAAAAGUGUCUGUGUGCUCAGCAAGCUGCCUCUCUAUGGCUUACUUCAAGCAAAACUUCAGCUCAUCACGCAUGCAUAUUUUGAAGAGAAGGAUUUUUCCCAAAUUUCCAUUCUAAAGGAACUCUAUGAGCACAUGAACAGCUCCUUGGGAGGGACGUCGCUGGAAGGCUCCCAGGUGUAUCUUGGUCUGUCUCCUCGAGAUCUUGUGCUUCAUUUUCGACACAAGGUCUUAAUUCUGUUUAAAUUAAUUCUUCUUGAGAAAAAGGUUCUCUUUUAUAUUUCUCCCGUGAACAAAUUGGUGGGAGCCCUCAUGACGGUGCUGUCCCUCUUUCCAGGCAUGAUCGAACACGGUCUCAGUGACUGUUCGCAGUACCGACCCCGGAAGAGUACGUCUGAAGAUGCUGGGCUUCAGGAAAACAACCCCGCAGAUGAUUUUGUUCCCGUGUCUGCCUCUAACAUUUCAAAUACCAACUCGGACGCUGUCAAGAAAAUCGUGACAGGAAACCACAGGGGAGAUGCUGCCGUCAAGACCGAAGAGCCUUUGUUUCCCAUAGAAGACAGCAGCCAAGGACAGGAGCUCCGUGACAGCCAUCGGUAUUUGAGACCUCCUUCUCGGCCGUCUCCGGAGUCUUCAGAGAGUGACUGGGAGACCUUGGACCCUAGUGUCUUAGAGGACCCCGCCUUGAAAGAAAGGGAGCAGGUCGGGUCGGAGCAGACAAACUCAUUUCCAAAGGAGGCAGUGCCCUCCGACAGCCCUCCGAUUACUGUGCAGCCGCAGGCAAACAUGGGCCAGGCAGUCCUGGUGCCGGGGCUCAUUUCCGGUUUGGAGGAGGACCAGUAUGGCAUGCCGCUGGCCAUCUUCACAAAGGGCUAUCUGUGCUUGCCUUACAUGGCUCUGCAGCAGCAUCACCUUCUCUCUGACGUCACCGUUCGGGGAUUUGUUGCUGGAGCUACUAACAUCCUUUUUCGACAACAGAAACACCUCAGUGACGCCAUUGUGGAAGUGGAAGAGGCUCUCAUUCAGAUCCACGACCCCGACCUCAGGAAGCUGCUCAACCCCACCACGGCUGACCUCAGGUUCGCAGACUACCUGGUGCGGCACGUGACCGAGAACAGGGAGGACGUCUUCCUGGACGGCACGGGCUGGGAGGGCGGGGACGAGUGGAUCCGAGCCCAGUUUGCGGUCUACAUCCACGCCCUGCUGGCCGCCACGCUGCAGCUAGAUAACGAAAAGAUGCUUGCAGACUAUGGGACAACCUUUGUGAUGGCAUGGAAGAACACUCACAACUACAGAGUCUGGAACAGCAACAGGCAUCCAGCCCUGGCCAAGAUCAAUCCGAACCACCCUUUUCAAGGCCAGUACUCGGUGUCAGACAUGAAGUUAAGAUUCUCACAUUCUGUUCAAAACAGUGAACGUGGCAAAAAAAUUGGCAGCGUCAUGGUCACCACCAGCCGGAAUGUCGUGCAAACGGGAAAAGCUGUUGGCCAGUCGGUGGGAGGAGCUCUCUCCAGCGCAAAGACGGCCAUGUCUUCAUGGCUUUCCACCUUUGCCAGCUCCACCGCCCAGAGCCUCCCCGAGCCACCAGGCGGGAAGCCCUGAGCAAGGCACCCAGAGGCCGCAGCUGCUUUCUUAGGGCUGAGUGUCACCUGUCUGUCUGCUGCUCUUUGACUGCUCCUCCUCCUCAGCCAUGGGUCCACAACAGGGGACCGAUACGUUGGACUGUUUACAUGGACGGUCACCCUCUGUCCAAGUGAAUGUCAAGGACACUGAAGAAAUGAACCCGCAGCCACUGCAGGGAUGGCCGUCCAGGUUGCCGAACUCUUCUGUUUGGGUCUGAGCCCGAUUAAAACACACAAUGUCCCUUCUAGUGAUAUUUCAAGUUCUGAUGGUCUAUAUUUGUUUACGUUAGGGACAUUUUCACUUGUGUAAAUUUUGUUCUGUUUUGCUGUUUGAAUAGGUGGAUAGUUACUGUAAUUUAUUGUGUUAAAUUGUUAUAUUAGUAUUUUAGUUUCUCUAAAGUUGGGCCUAACGUGCUUAUAAAGUUAAGGGGGCACACAAUCAAACCCUUAGUUGUUAUUUUGCAGAGUUAUAUAAUGAUUUUUUUGGUGGUGGUGGUAUGUGGUUUUCUACUCACAAACUAUCGAUUAACUUCCUCCCGGAAAUGUGAAUGUCAUAGGUGGUGGUUCUGAGGAAGCAGCGUUUGGUUUUCUGUUUCACUUCUUUCCCAGUCCUAAACGCUUGCUCUGCAGCAUCAAGUCUGUCUGCUUUUUCCUUCUCUUCUCCUCGUUCAGGUAGGCGUGCGGAGGAGUGGCGGAGUGCCGGGUACGCAGUAUUGGAGCGGUUGAACGUGACCGCAUACUUAGGGCAGGACUUUGGAAGACCUGGGUGUGAGCUUUGUCAGCUGUAGUUAUGUCACAGUCUUUUACAAGCAUUUUUAAUCCAGAGUUUGUGCCUUCUAUUUCUUCUUUUAAGUGGUUUUCCAUUGGGUGUGUACAGACCUCCAGGGUUUUUCUUAGUCUUAUCUAUACUUCAGAAAGCUUUUUAAGGCACCUGGCUUCCCCACUUCCCUGAUAGAAAAUCUUCCCCUACUCACCCCCAUCUAAAAGUAUUUUUAAAAGUAAGGCAAGAUGAUCUGUAAAUAUUACAUAGAAAUCCCAUCUUAGCUCACAUGUAGGAAAGCAGUAAGACAAGAAAACCACAGCCAUGACAUCAGUCGUGUUUCAUGGAAGGUGUCUGGUUUCAUGUCAGACAGCUGCACGCGUGUGUCUCCUGAAGACGUUGACACAGCUGGACCUCACAUCUGCCAGGCUCAGCUCACGUUUGCUUUUCAUGGGCCAUGGGAAGGGUGUCUCAGGGAGUCCGUACAGGAGAACGACUGCUUCAAUACACACACGGAGUGAGUGUGAUGUACGUAUGCUAUAGAUGGUAUUGGGAAAAUGAGGGUCCUAAUUAGGGCUAUAUUUGAUUUAUCCCCUUAGGAAAUGUUUAUAUAACAUACAUCUUUUUAGGACAUGUGAAGUGGUCAUAUGGACAUAAUCUAAGUAUCUCUAAAUAUUCCAGUUUGCAUUUCAACACAAGUCCAGCAAAUCUAAAAGCAUCCUUCCAUUUGAGCAUAACAACUCCGGUGAUGGUGGAAGGAGACAUGAUUUGGGGUAGUCACCACAGUAUGAUACACAGGUGAUGUGUUAUAGAAUUGUACACCUGAAACCUAUAUAAUUUUAUUAACCAAUGUCACCC